AUGACGACUGCCAAGGAAACUCCCGCAGUAGCAAUAGCUGCUCCGGACAUUGACGUGUACUCAAACGAGAUUUUGCGGGAGAGACUCGCCGCCGGUCUCGGCAACCAAGGAGGUGCCCGGGGCUCUUUGACACGCUGUGUCGGGAAAGCGAUGAUGCUACGGAAUACGGUGGAUGGAUCAGACAAUGCCGUACAGGAGAUGCAACGUGAAUUACAACUCGUGGAUAUUGAACUAACGAAACUGUACUGGACCGCACAACGCCAACGAGCGGAACUGGAGCAAGCCCGACAAGAACAAGAGCCCUUACAGGCUGCCAUUGCGGACGAACGCGUCCGGGUAAACGAAUUGCGACAGACAAUGCAACAAGCGGCGUUGACCAAAGCCUGUCGCAACGAAUACGAAGCCUUGGCCAAGAUCGUCAACACGAAACACCCGGUAGGUCCUAGAGCACUCCAAGCACAACUGGAUGAACUUCUGCUACAGCUCGAAGCGACCCAAGAAAAGUCGCAAACAGCCACUUCGCACGUACGCAUCCGGCAAGCUCAAUUUCAAAACUUUUUGCAAUCGCUGUUGGACUUGAAACAAUCCUUGACGGAAGGUUUGGUUCUCGACGAGCACGAGUUUCAACCCAACACGGACGAGGAAACGCACACUCCGAUGGACCUGGAACCAAGCGAGGUUACGGUGGAGACGACAGCAGUUGCAAAAUCGGAAGAAGAAGUUGACUUGUACGACGAUCUGUAGAAGGCACCAGUUUGGUGCUUGCAGUAAAACUGCUACUUUAUGCAGGCUUUAGUUUCUCUCCGUGAAAGUGCGGGAAAAAUAAACCUCGGCCCCGACCGAGUUGGGUUUGGCAAUUGAAAAGCUUCUUUUUUUCCUUGGAAAAAUGUACCUAUCUUAGCAACUGAAAAUGCCGUGCAAUUGUAUCAAGCUAGUGGUCCACAUAUAUCCAGUCAGGGGAAUAGGAUGUCAGCUGUCACCAACAGAUUGCU
This is a messenger RNA of Phaeodactylum tricornutum CCAP 1055/1, 992 nucleotides long. RefSeq lists its product with no specific name. Gene Ontology annotation, cellular component: THO complex part of transcription export complex. The transcript has a single exon. Lineage: Eukaryota; Bacillariophyta; Bacillariophyceae; Surirellales; Neidiaceae. Bases 1 to 744 code for a protein of 247 amino acids. Gene Ontology annotation, biological process: mRNA processing. The record is from RefSeq and is a predicted model, not a curated record.